AUGGAGGUGACCACCGUGUCUCCCCCUGCCAACUCAUCCACUGAAGGAGAUGAUCUGUGUGAGAUUCAUGUCCCCGAUGUGGCCAUCCACAGUGUGACACUGCUCAUCUGCCUCUGUGGGCUGGCUGGGAACGGGGCUGUCUUCUGGAUCCUCGGGUUCUGCAUUCACAGGGAAAACAUGAAACCCAUCACUGCCUACAUCCUUGACCUGGCUAUCAUCAACUUCCUCUUCCUCAUCUUCAUGGUCCCCUCCCCUCUGCUCUUCCUGCUGGAGGAUUUCUCCUGCUCCUCCAUCAUGUCCCCAGCAUACACAGGCUUCCUUUUCCUCCUCUUUGUGAUGUUCUACAGCGUUGGGCUAUUUCAGCUGACAGCCAUCAGCAUCGAGAGGUGCAGGACCAGCCUCUCCUUUCGUGGGCUCUUCUGCCACUUUCCCCAGGGCCUCUCAUGGGUGGUGGUGAGUGCCGGGCUCUGGGCCCUUUCCAUCACUGUCAUCGCUGCCAUUUCUGCGGUGACGUCCCUCUGCGAGUCACAGGGACACAAGCACUGCCAGUGGGCUCUCAUCUGCCUGUACAUCCUCAGCUUCCUCAUCUUUGCUCCAUCCGUGGUCAUUUCCAGCACAAUCCUCUUCAUUCAUUUCAAGGGUCGCUCCCAGCUGCAGCAAUCCAAGAAGCUUGAUAUCACUGUCUUCCUCGCUGUGCUCUUCACUCUCCCCCUCAGUCUCUGGAAUUUCCUGCAGCAGCUUGGCUACACCACUGUGUCCCACCAGGUUGUUCUCCUGUUCGCCUGCAUGCACAGCAGCAUCAACCCCUUCAUCUACAUCUCAGUAACAAAGUGCUGGAGGAACUGCUCCAUGGAGUCCCUCAGGGAGCACCUCCAGAAGGUCUUUGAGGAGCCAGAAGAAAGCAGUGCCCCCAGUAAUGAUGCCACCAGGGACACGGGGGUCUGAGCCUGUUGAA
Molecule: messenger RNA, 955 nt
Organism: Motacilla alba alba
Lineage: Eukaryota; Metazoa; Chordata; Aves; Passeriformes; Motacillidae
Product: mas-related G-protein coupled receptor member H-like
Exons: 1
Coding region: 1-945 (314 amino acids)
Biological process (GO): G protein-coupled receptor signaling pathway
Cellular component (GO): membrane
Molecular function (GO): G protein-coupled receptor activity
Source: RefSeq, a predicted model, not a curated record